GCCCGUGAGGUCACUGGGUGCUGCUUUCAGCAACUCUCAGUUCUCAUUCACAAGACUUGGUCUGUUUCCUCAGCCCUACCUGGUUCAGGAAGCUGAGUACUGUGCGUGGUGCUUGCAGGAGCAGAGAGUGUCACGCCAACAAGAGAGAGCAGCUGCUGCCCCAGCUCUGCUGCAACAUGCAAACAUGGCCACGGAGACAGAGUGGAACUGCCCCAUCUGCCGUGACAUUCCAGGUGAAAUCGCUUCUGUAACACCCUGUGUCCACCUGUUCUGCUUGGGCUGCAUUGUGCGGUGGGUCAAAAGGAAACCAUCGUGCCCCCUGUGCAGGCAGGCUAUCAACAGCAUCAUUUACUCUGUUCGGUCAGAAGAAGACUUUCUGGAGAUAGUUCUUCCAAGUCCCUCAGACUCAUCAGCUGCUCACCACCAGGAUGAGCAGGGGGCUGCAGAGUUGAUGCCCAGGGCUUAUGUAGCUGGCUUCCCACCUCAGGUCUGGGCAGAUUUUUUCCAGGACUGCUCAGAAGUCCUCGAGCCCUUGCUGCCCUGGCUGAACCAGGAGCUAUUGGAGCUGCUCAGGACCCGCUGGUGGGAAGUGGCUCUGGCACAGAGUGCCAUCGUAGCCAAUUUGUGCCGCUAUGGGCUGAGUGAGGAGGCCUUGGUCCGGGAGCUGCAGCCCCUGCUGCAGGAGCAGACGGUGGCAUUUGUGCGCCGGCUCAUCGAUGUUGCAGCUGACAGGUGCAGUGAUGAGAUCGUGCGGCAGAUGAAUCUCCUGAACUCCCAUGCUGAGGAGGAGGAGGAGGAAGAGGAAGAGGGUCCCACAGCUAUCCCUGGCCCCUCUGCAUCCCCCCAGGGGAUUUGCCCUCCCACCCUGGUCUCCUCCUCCAGCCCUGUAGUCUCCAGUGUGGAAGUGGACAUUGGAACGUUGGAAGCCACCCUCCGCGGCGUGCCCGGGCGCUCUCCAUCCACGCCCAUCCCUGCAGAGCGGGAGCAGCCCCCGGAGGAGCCCAGCAGCCGGGCAGCAGCAGUAGCAGGCCCCUCUGCCCAGGGCUACAGCCGCAGCACUUCCGCUCCGGGCCGGGACAGGGACUGCUUGCCCGAGGGGCUCCGGCGCCCAGCCAAGAGGGGGGCCUCUGGCCCUCAGGACUCUCCCCAGCCCCCGAAGAGGCCGUCCCGCCGCCGGCGGCACAAGCCAAGAACCCGUGAUAGUAGAAAAAGGAAAUAA
This is a messenger RNA of Passer montanus (Eurasian tree sparrow), 1219 nucleotides long. RefSeq lists its product as uncharacterized. Gene Ontology annotation, biological process: protein monoubiquitination; protein polyubiquitination. Lineage: Eukaryota; Metazoa; Chordata; Aves; Passeriformes; Passeridae. The transcript is spliced from 2 exons. Bases 185 to 1219 code for a protein of 344 amino acids. Gene Ontology annotation, molecular function: ubiquitin protein ligase activity; metal ion binding. The record is from RefSeq and is a predicted model, not a curated record.